This is a messenger RNA of Balaenoptera acutorostrata (minke whale), 2571 nucleotides long. RefSeq names its product transmembrane protein 107 (gene TMEM107). The record is from RefSeq and is a predicted model, not a curated record. The transcript is spliced from 6 exons. NCBI's taxonomy places the organism in Eukaryota, Metazoa, Chordata, Mammalia, Artiodactyla, Balaenopteridae. Gene Ontology annotation, biological process: non-motile cilium assembly; protein localization to ciliary transition zone. Gene Ontology annotation, cellular component: MKS complex. The coding region runs from base 479 to 901 and encodes 140 amino acids.
GCGGGCCAUUUUCUGCACUCUGCAAAUCCCUCACAAAUCUGAGCAAGUUGUCUGGGGAGUUGGUUGGGGGGAACCAGAAUCAAGGAGGGUUCAGGUAUGAGGUCCGCCGACAACCAGGGGCUCUGGGAGGAUGAACGACAGCCGGACAAUGUAGGGGCAUCCACCUCUCCAAGUUCGGCCCAGGGCAGGUGGUAGCGAAACGGAUGCGGAGGAUGGAAGAAAAUAGAGUGUCCAGGCCUCAGGAAUGGCGAUGCCCUAAGGCCGGCGUGGCGGUGACAGUGAGAUUCCCGUCGUAGCCCCCGCGUAUGCGGUUACCAAGGUUACCAAGGCAACUGGGCGGCACCAGCGCGAGCUGGAAGGCGGCGUACGUCGAAUUUUUGUAGGCUAGCCUGGGAGACUUGAGGAGUCGCUUUCCCUGAGCUUCCAGUCCCAGAGACCACGGCCUCUGCUCCAGGCGGUAACCCUUACCCUGGGGGCCAUGGGUCGGAUCUCGGGACUCGUGCCCUCUCGCUUUCUGACGCUCCUGGCGCAUUUGGUGGUCGUCAUCACCUUAUUUUGGUCGCGGGACAGCAACAUCCAGGCCUGCCUGCCUCUCAAGUUCACCCCCGAGGAGUAUGAAAAGCAGGACAUGCAGCUGGUGGCAGCGCUCUCUGUCACCCUGGCCCUCUUUGCAGUGGAGCUGGCCGGUUUCUUCUCAGGAGUUUCCAUGUUCAACAGCACCCAGAGCCUCAUCUCCAUUGGGGCUCACUGUAGUGCAUCUGUGGCCCUAUCCUUCUUCAUAUUUGAGCGUUGGGAGUGCACCACGUACUGGUACAUUUUUGUCUUCUGCAGUGCCAUCCCAGCCAUCACCGAAAUAGCAUUAUUCAUCAGCGUCUUUGGGCUGAAAAAGAAACCUUUCUGAUACCUUCGUGACUGGAAGUAGGGAUGAAGGCUGGAGAAGCGAGGGACCACUCACCGUUCCUGGAAGAAGGAAACCAUAGGCUUCAACUCUCCCCCUAAAACUGCAUUUGGUGGAGGAUGUCAGUGUUAGUGUUAGGGUAAUUGUCUCUCGAGUCUGGAGUUAUGAGUUUUGCUUACAGUUCUUUGUAAAAAAAUAUAUUUUAGGGUAAGAUCAAGACUUAUAGGAAUUCCCUGGCGGUACAGUGGUUAGGACUCCGCGCUUCCACUGUAGGGGGCGCGGGUUCGAUCCCUGGUCGGGGAACUAAGAUCCCGCAUGCCGCGCAGAGUGACCAAAAAAAAAGAAAGAAAGAAAGAUCAAGACAUAAAAAUUUCAGGAGAAAAUUGGGGUGGCCAAUCUACUAUAGAAACGGAACAGCUUUUCACUCUAAGAUACUAUAUGUCGCUUUUAUUUUGGUUAUUACGGUAGAUUUCUGGCGGAAGGGAGUGGGCAGGGAUAUGUAAAUAAAGUGAGGCGUCCGGGUGGGACAGCCAGCUCGUAAGUGAGUGGAGCAUUCUGGGAGGAAUUAGCCUUUUUUUUUUUGACGCUAAAUGCAAAAAUAUAUUUUAUAACAUCUGCAAAUAAAUGUAGCAACAGAAAUGGAAGAACCUAGAUAGCUUUAGGUUGCUCGGGCUAACGUGUUGGGUUCUCACCCUCGAUCAUAGUGGAAUCUUUUUACCAGAGUACGGAAUGCCCCACGAUAUUCAGUAUCGUCAGGUAGGAUAAUCCUUACCUGUUUCUCCUUGUGGAGAACAGAAUGGAAUAUGAUGAUUGGAGCUCGCAUGAUUUCGUGAUUAACGGCUGUGCGUAAUCGGGACUUGCAACAUCCUGAUUGCUCCUUUCUGAUUCUUUCUGACGAUCGUAAUUUCCAGUGUGUGUGUGUUGUGGAUAGAGACUAACUGCUUGUAGAGCUGUGGUGAACUUACUGAAAAGUAGUGUUAGAGUUCAGAAUCCGCGGUUUUGUUUAUAUCGUGAUUAAAAUAGUUUAAGGUUUGUUAACGUUUUCUUUUAAACAGAAAAAGCUUAAGAAAUUUUUUUUUGUAGUGGUUGUAUGGUGGUAAUUCUUAAACAUAUAUUAAGUUUUAUGAUAGUGAGUGUUGGUUAAUGUUACUUUCUAAAGUUUUAAUGACGUGUUACAUGUGUUUUUGGUUUUUCUGAAAAGUGGGUUUGUAUGUCUGUUUUUUGUCUUGUACUGAAAGCAUUGGUAUCAGAGCUUUCGUUUUGCUGUUUGUGAUACUUUUCUUGUAUUAGACCUACCACGCAAAAACUGGGCGAAGCUCUUGUUUUCAGUUAGUAGUUUGGAAAGAGGACCGCGUUUGUGCUUGAUAGCUUAUACCGAGAGUACGUUUAAAAAGAAAAUAUGGAAGCGCAGUAUUUGGAGUUGCAAAAAGCACAGGAGUCGAAGGUUUUAUUUUAUCACAGGAUGAGUGCUUCUGAGGUUACGUUUUUCCAGAGAAUGUUUGUUGUAUGUUGGGAAGGCUUUUUUUGGGUACGUUUCAGUUUUAAAGGGUGGAGUCCAGGUCAUUCUAAACAAGCACAAAGCCGUGCACGGAGGUGCUUUCUGGUGAUGUUCCGAAAGUGAUACCUAUACGUAGACAAUCUUUUUCCUAGUUCUCUCUGUUUUCUGAUAGUGC